GGCUGGGCCUGGAGGAAGCGAAGCAUUUUACUUGAUUGAACCAGGCAAUUAUGAAACUUGGGCCAGAAGUCAAGACGUUUUAAUAACUUUUCGAAUCGGACACGAAAGUUGGACACGUCAAUAUUCUCCAAUUCCAGACGGAGUUAAUGCGUAUUAUAAAGUUUGCGGAUUUAACGAUAUUGUAUACAAACAAGGCAAACCACAGGGAGAGCACAAACCACUAGCCGUUGAUGGGUGA
This is a messenger RNA of Dentiscutata erythropus, 238 nucleotides long. NCBI's taxonomy places the organism in Eukaryota, Fungi, Glomeromycota, Glomeromycetes, Diversisporales, Gigasporaceae. The record is from the annotation of a GenBank genome assembly.